UGUACUUUGUCUGUCUGUCUGUAAUAACAUUGGAAAUAUUGAUUCGAUAUAAAUUUUCGCUAUGAGUAAGAGUUGUGAUACCAGAUGUUUCGUCCCUUUUUGCAAGAGUGGUUGUACCACUGUAAGAGAAAAAAAUAAAAAGUUGGGAAUAAAAAAUCCGAGCAGAUUUAGAGCUCCAAAGGAUCCUCUUCUUCUAAAAAAAUGGGCUCUUGCAAUUCGCCGUGGGGAUAAAAUGAUCACACCAUAUGAUGUUGUAUGUGAACUUCAUUUUCAAAAGGAGGACAUAAGAAGAUUUUAUGAAACAAAAUUACCAGAUGGGACAAUAUCACGGUUGAAAAUGGGAGUCCCAAGGCUUCGUGAAGAUGCAAUACCUUCCAUUUUCCCAUAUGGGUCUCAUAAUUUAAAAUCGUCAGAAAAGAAGAAAAAAAGAAGUAAAGGACUUUCAUCUCAAAAAUUUGUUCAAACUACGAAAAGAAAAGAAGUAUCUAAUUUUAAUAACACCAUCACCAUUGUUUCCACAAGCAGUUAUACUUUUGCAGCUUUGAUUGAUAGUCUGCAAUCAAUUUUGAAACCAAAUUCAUUGUGGACCAUUAAUUUUGUGGGUGAAUUUAUUAUAUGUGCUCGCUGGACUCUAAAAUAUACCUGUGUAAAAAGAAUAAUUAUUGAAAAAGAUAUGAGUUUAAAGGUAUUCCUAAGAGAUGUCCAAGUUUACAUUUCAAGGAAACAAAUUACAUGCAUUGAAGAUGUGUCACUUUGUUUAAAAGAAGUUGAAUCUAUAAACAUUAUUAAAAAAUGUUGAAGUUUUCUGCAAAAUAUAGAAGUGAGUUUUUGGAAUCACUUUUUUCAGAUAUUUCUAGUAGAUUUGUGGACUACAAAGUACCAGGCUUUCAUUUAACUAUAAUAAGUAAUAAUGGUCACUGUUGUGGGAUUUCUUGUAGAGUAUAUAAAGUACAAGAUUUACAUGUGGAGUAUGUCAAUCUGUAUACUUUUAAAACAGAAAUAUGUCCAUGGUCGUAAAUAUUAGUGUCUGGUGUGCUAAUUACAUUAAAUCUGAUAUAUUCAAUAGUCAUCAUAUCCAGUGAAUAUAUAGGCUUUUGUGAUAUAACCAUAUAAUGGCUGUUCUUUGAAUUGUUGGAUAUAGCAUGUAACAUCACUUUGCAUUUCAGUUACCCUAUAGCUAUUCAUAGGUAUCAUUACAAGCUCCAGUACCCUCAGUAAUGUUUAGUAACAAAUUUUAGAAGUCUCGAUGUUGUAUUCAGUAAUUGGAAUGAUUAAUGAUACUGAAAACAUUUAGUGCAAGACCUGUAUAGCUUUGCAUCGUGCAUGUUACAUUAAUUCUUUAUUUGUUGCUAUCAAACACAGGUUCAUCCUCAUAGUGCUGUACAUAGAUGUUUGAUUCAUUUGAAAAGAUGAUACAAGUUGUUUACCAAUGCUUAGUAUUCUUAUCAUCUGCAUUUUAGUAGUUGCUAAGACAAUAGUUGGCUUAAAAAAAUCUGCACUGUAACAUUUACAUAAUUCAAACUUUUGCCACCUAGGGUGAUUUAUUUGUGCCCCAUCCAGUGCAUACCAAAAAAUUUAUAAAAUAUCAAAAAAACAUACGGGGGAAUAAAUAACAGCUAAGUACUAUUUUACUUGUUUUUUCUGUUAGCAAAAUCAUCAGUCACAUUAUAGUAGUUUGUUUUAUGUAUGUAGCUGAUAUUGUUAUAAGCAGUGUAGUAAGAUUUCUUAAACACAAGUUACCCAUUUUUAAUUCUUUGAUGGUUCUAAAUUAAUUAAAUUUUGUAGGGCAUUUCAACAUCUCAUGGAUCUUCACCUCAGCAGUUAGAGUGUAUAAAGAUGACUGAAUAUUGAUAAUUCAGUGUGGGGUCAAAUUCCAAAGAAUGGGCUAGCUGCACGAGGGUUUCGAGGUUUAACUAUAGGUAGAUAAUCAAAGUGAGCUUUCCUUAAUCCUAUAAAAUUAUGUUCCACACAAAAAGUUGUGCAGACUAAGAAGGUUGGUCUCAUUUGAUGUGUCUUGGUUUUUGCACAUAGACGUGUGCACCAGUUUUCUAUUUUCCUCUUUACUCAUGUCAUGAGCAUUGCGAACCUUCAUGUGGGGAGAUUCAUCCUUUCUCAAAAAACGCAUCUCAUCAGUAUGCCUUCAUUCUUUAUAACACAAGCAACAGUGUUUUGGGUUAAUAAUUCACCCUCUCGAACCUGUAGUUCUCUGUUACUGCUUGAAAUCUAUUGUGUAUUUUGAUAGGUUUACUUGAUCUUUCCAUGAGCAAAGUUUGUUGAUGAACACAGAGCAUAUUAUUGCACAUAAUUUAUGCAUAUGCUGCACUGUUAAUCAUUUAUGUUUACAUUGAUUGUUUACAUUUACAUUACUCUUGAUUGUUUACAUAUUAUAUAAAUUUUAGAUUAAUUGAAUGCAUUCUCUUGGGUGUUGAACUUUGAAUGGCUAGCAGUAUAGUUAUUAAAAGAUGUUAAGAAAUGAAAAUGUGCAUAAAAAUAAUGUAAAUAUGUAUCAUGUAUAAAGAUCCUAGAAAAGGAAAAUAAUAAUAAAGAAGCACUUUACUAUUACUAAAAUACUGUCUGAUAUAGUCUUGCCUUUUAUAAAGUGGAAUAAUCCUUAUUGUAAUUUUGUUAUUGUUUUUAAGAAUAAAACCAUACAUUUUCUUA
Molecule: messenger RNA, 2661 nt
Organism: Stegodyphus dumicola
Lineage: Eukaryota; Metazoa; Arthropoda; Arachnida; Araneae; Eresidae
Molecular function (GO): sequence-specific DNA binding
Source: RefSeq, a predicted model, not a curated record